Molecule: messenger RNA, 3450 nt
Organism: Condylostylus longicornis
Lineage: Eukaryota; Metazoa; Arthropoda; Insecta; Diptera; Dolichopodidae
Product: achaete-scute complex protein T3-like
Exons: 1
Coding region: 2244-3431 (395 amino acids)
Biological process (GO): developmental process; regulation of transcription by RNA polymerase II
Molecular function (GO): DNA-binding transcription factor activity, RNA polymerase II-specific; RNA polymerase II transcription regulatory region sequence-specific DNA binding; protein dimerization activity
Source: RefSeq, a predicted model, not a curated record
UUUAGUUUAAAUUUAUUUUUAAAAUUGCUCUUUGAAUUAUCCAUUGAACAAAAAUGAAAAAAAAAUCUAACUCUUUUCUAUGCAGAUGGCAAAAUAUUUUUCCAACAAAGAAAAAAAUUAUCUAAAAAAAUAUCUUGUAAAAUCAAGCAGAUGUUCGAAUUUCUUUAAAGCACGCUAAAUACCGAAACAUAUUGAAUUGAAAAUCUACUACCUAUACCUCCACACUCUGCAACAGCAAGAAUUUAUUUUGAUAAAAAUAAUCAAAAAUUCACCUUGAACACAAAAUAAGUACGACUAUUCAACAAUGCUAUCAUACCACCAUCUGUGUAGUUUCAAGCUGUAUAACAAAUAUCUUCCUAACUGAAUUCAACAUACAAAUGUUAAAUAGCGGACUCCAAUUGGAAAUUCAACAUUCUCAAUAAUAAAAUUAUGAUAGUACACAAACAAGUCUAUAAAAAAACUUCUCUACCUAACAUGUACAGUAAGCAAGUGUGUGAUAAAACGAAAGAAGAAGCUGCCAUGCGACUCACGUCUAUGGCACGCGUUUCUCAUUCUGUUUUCUAUAUCGAAUUGCAAAACAUAUUUCGUUUCCAAACAGUGUACUUGAACUUCGGGAAUAUUCGUUUUUUCCCAUAAUAUAUUUUCAAUUUUAGCUUUUUUCUUUCUCUUAUUAUUUUUGAUUUCAUUUUUAUUUUUUUCUACAUUCACACACACAAUUAAAUUUAUUUUUUUCCUCUUUCCUUUUUCGUAUACCUUUCAGACUGGUGUUUUGCUAACAGUACAAGUUAACGGUAUGGUUAAAAUAUUAAGUUUACCAUAUAGGGUGAAUAAUUGUUUUAUUCUAUCAUUUAAGGUAUUUUGAAUGUACGAUCAUUUUUAUGGUGAGUGGUGAAAUUUGUUAAAAUAAAGAGUGAGAGAAAACUGUUAAAAGCUAACGUAAGAGAGAAAUAGUAAAUUAAAAUGGAUAAAGCAAAAUAAAUUACAGGUAGAUAAACUGUAAAGAUUAAAAUUGAAGGGAAUAGAGAGAAUUAAAGGUAUGGUGAACUUGUCUCAUUUAAAGUUUAUUAAUAAUUUAGAGUAGCAUAAAAGGUAACAAAGUUGAUGUAAAAGCAGGUUUACGUUGAAUAUUCUUAUUCUGUAAAAUAUCAAUGUACAAAUGUAUUAUCUUUAUGUAUGUUCUACAUGAAUGCGUAACAUUAAAGGAGAUCAAAAUAGAGAAAAACUCAUGUUAAAAAAAUAUUGUAUUCUAAUAUUAAGUCAAGCAUAACUUAAAUAAUAAAUUUCUUGAGAAAGAGAAUAUAAAAGCAAAAUUUUAAAAAAAUUGGUGGGGGAUCAUACAUUUUGAACUCAACAUAAUGUUCAAUGCAAACAAGGGAAUUGGAAGAAAGGAAAAAUUUAAACAAAAGGCUAGUUGGUAUGGAAAAACACAACAACAAAACAAAUUGUAAUUUUUUAAAAUGAUCUUUAUGUUAUUUUUACUCGUUAUUCUGUUAAAAAGUUGUUGUUGCCUGUGGGAAAACUCGCAAGUGUGCGGUAUUAUUAAUAAGAGCUGUUUUCAACGAAUCUUGCAUUUGCUUAUAUGAAAUUGGUAUGUUUUUUACUUGAUUUAAAGAUUGGACAGGUAUACGUUUAACAUGAUGGUAGGAAACACAUCGCAAUAUUGUUAUAAUAGGUUGUGCGUUUAUGUUUGUUUGAAUGUUAUGUUAUAUUUAAUGUUAUAUGUUUUGUUUUUUUCUUUUCUGUAUCCCACGCUCUCAGCAGGACUUAUGUUCUUUUUUUCUUGUUGUUUAUUUUUAGAGAUCUUUUUUUAUUUAUUUCUUUUUUAAUACAAAAUGCAUUGGUUUAGGACGAAGGGAUUCAUUUCUUUUAUAGUUAUCGUUGAGUUAACUGCUUUAAUUUUAAUAUAUUUUAUUAUUUUUUUAAAUAAAAGAGAGCAAAAAAGGACAUAAAAGUAAAAAGAAGAAAAAUAAUUUUUUUUACCUGUUCUGAUUUAAUGUCUUUAAGAAAAUUUUUCGGUCUAUAUAUUGGCAGAGAAUUGAACUUGAUCAAUCAGUUUAAGAUUUACUUCGCAAGUGUUCACAUCUCUUCUCUAAAAAUAAAAUAAAAAACAAAUCAGAAAAAAUUAUUAUUAUUGAACGGAUUUAAAACAAAAAGUAAUCUGAAUUAAAAAAAAAACAAUAAAUACAAAAAUUAAGUGAUUUAAUUUUAUACGGUAUUAAAAAUUAUCAAAGAGAAGUAAAAAUAUGGCCAGUGCUUGUAUAAGACCAAUAAAUAUAAAUAAUCAACAUCGUAGUAAUAAUUUAAAUUUAUCUAGUUUACAAAAUAAUCAAAAUUUUAUAAUAAUAUCACAAUCGAAUUUUAAUCAAAUAACACAAGAACAAAAUAAUACAUCAGUAUCACCACUACCUCUCGCAACAACAGCCACAACAGUGCCAGUAAAUUCAAUAACAUCGCAAAAAUUAAAAAAUUUAGCUGUAAUAGCGCCAGCACCAACAUCUUCUUCAUCCCUAUCUACAAUUACAACCACAACAACACAUUCAAAUUCAGUACUUGGCAUGAAUAGCAUUAAUAUCCAAUCAAAUCAAAGUAAUCCCACAAUAAUGCAACAGUCAAAUAAUUGUGGAAUUGGUGGUGGUAAUGGUAAUAACAAUAAUUCAAAUAUUUAUAAGAAAAAAUACACCUACGCAAAUAUGCCAUAUGGUACUGAAUUACCACCAUCAGUUGCAAGACGUAAUGCACGUGAACGUAAUCGUGUAAAACAAGUAAAUAAUGGUUAUGCAAAUUUACGUCAACAUAUACCGCAAACAAUUAUUAAUGCAUUAACAAAUGGUGGACGUGGUGCUAGUAAAAAAUUAAGUAAAGUUGAUACAUUACGUUUAGCUGUUGAAUAUAUACGCCGAUUACAAGAUGUCUUAUUAAUUGAUGAUAAUAUAAGUGAAAUUGGUAGCGAUGGUGGCAGUUUAUAUAGUAAUAACAGUAAUAUAUCUGGGUCAUCAAUAACUGAUUGUGAAACAAAUUCACCACAAUCAACACCAUAUUAUCAUAAUGCUGAUAGUCCAAUUAAUAAUCAUCAUCAACAACAUCAUAAUAAUAAUAUUAAUGGAUCAUUAUCAACAUUAACAACAGGAACAACAACAACAUUAACAAAUGAUAAUGGAUAUAUGAGUAAUCAUAUUAGUUAUUCAGAUGCAUCAGUUAGUCCAGCACCAAGUUAUACAUCAGAUAUAUCAAUAGGAUCAAAUCAUAAUAAUCAACAUAAUAAUAAUAAUAAUUAUUUAUCACAACAGUCACCAAAUUUAGAAAAUCAUAAUCAUAACCCACAUCAACAAUUUAAAUUUGAACCAUAUGAUAAUGGUUAUAAUUCAAUAACAGACACAACACCAGAAGAUGAAGAGCUCCUAGAUUAUAUAUCAUCAUGGCAGGAACAAUAAUUUAUUUUUUUCCAUAAUA